Molecule: messenger RNA, 1064 nt
Organism: Aspergillus piperis CBS 112811
Lineage: Eukaryota; Fungi; Ascomycota; Eurotiomycetes; Eurotiales; Aspergillaceae
Product: oxidase ustYa family protein
Exons: 5
Coding region: 127-996 (289 amino acids)
Biological process (GO): mycotoxin biosynthetic process
Source: RefSeq, a predicted model, not a curated record
CCAUUGGCCCUCCUCCAUAGGCAACCGAGAAUAAACACUCGUGCUGCGCUCUUUUUGCCGAAGAAGAAGGCUCGCGAAGUUGUUGCUCAUUCUCUUUCUGUCGAAAAAGAGUUGUUCCUAGAUACCAUGAGUUCUGCGCGCAACACCAACUCUUUUGACGACAAGAUGAACACCUCGGAGCGGUCCGACUCGGCCGAUCGCGAGAGACUUUAUGUCGAUGAAGAAGAUGUUCACUGGUCGGGGAAGAAGAGUGUGCGAUCGGGGCCUGGAAGUUGGCUGAACAUCAUUUUCGUCGUUGUCAUUGCCAUAGUGUCGUGUUUGGUCGGCAUCUUCGUCGGCCACAACCAAGGAGAUUCAGACAAGGCGUGCACGCGGCGCAUCACCCAGCACUCACCCGUGAUAUCCAAUGUUGGGCUCAACUAUCACAAGCAACAGUUUAACGGGUCGCUCCUUAAAGAAAAUAUCUUCCGACAAGAUGCCAGCCCCGAAGUGGAUGCAGCAUGGGAAUCUCUCGGUGCCAACUACCGAUCCAUUCGCGUGCCUGCCGAAGAAGCCGGGAAAUCAGGACUCGCUCCCGACCAGGUUAAGAUCAACGAGAAGUACGGAGGUGGAUAUCCUGCUAAUGUGGAGGGAUUCCACCAUCUGCACUGCCUGAAUCUCCUACGCCAAUCCCUUUACUACAACUACGACUACUACCAUGACCUUGGCAAGGGCGCCUUCACCAACAAUGACUACGUUGUCCGUCGCCACGUCACUCAUUGUCUCGAUAUUAUCCGCCAGCAGCUGAUGUGCACCGUGGACGUGGGAGUCCUGGGUCAAGUUUGGGUCCACCCCGACCACCCCGAGCCCUUCGUUGACUUUAACACUGAGCACAAGUGUCGCAACUUUGAGGAAAUCCGUGAAUGGGCGGAGCGAAACCAGCUUCCAGAGACUGUUCCUAAUGACUUCCUCCAACCCCCGAAGAUCGGGGAUAGAGUGUAUGAGGAGAUUCCAUGAUGGUUGCUGCUCCCUGUAUAUAGAAUGUACAUAUAAAUGUCUUGAUGUUAAUGAACUAAGGAAACGCG